This is a messenger RNA of Phalacrocorax carbo (great cormorant), 1500 nucleotides long. The record is from RefSeq and is a predicted model, not a curated record. NCBI's taxonomy places the organism in Eukaryota, Metazoa, Chordata, Aves, Suliformes, Phalacrocoracidae.
CUCCGGGACCUGGACCGGGCGGGGGGGGGGGGUGUCCCCCGCUGCCCCGCACUGCCUCCAUGCAGGGGAUGGGGACCCUGCGGCUGGGCAGCCGCGCUGUGAUGUACACGGCUGAGACCCUGCCCAAGGGCAAGAACCGAGUCAUGGGGACCAUCCAGAUUAUGACCGGUUUCAUGCACAUUGGCUUUGGGAUCGUCCUGACUACGCUCACCAACGUCUACACCUCAGUCUUCGUCAUCGGCGAGAUCCCCUUCCUCGGCGGCGUGUCUUUCAUCAUCUCGGGCUGCCUCUCCAUCGGGGCAGAGAAGAGCCCCACAGAGUGUGCGGUCAAGGGCAGCCAGACCAUGAACGUCAUCAGUGCCAUCUUUGCUCUGCUGGGUAUCGUUGCCUUCAUCGUAGACCUCAAUCUGAACGGGCUCUACCGCUCCAGCUUCGACUACUACAGCUAUCUCGUUCUGCUCGCAGGGAACGGGAUUUCCAUUGUGCUGCUCAUCUUCACCAUCCUGGAGUUCUGCAUCGCUGUGGCUACUGCCAAUUUCUGGUGCCGGGCCACCCGCCUCAGCCCCAACGAGGCCAUGCUGAUCGUGCCCAGCGCCACGCAGGUGGACCUGGCAGUGCCACUGGCUGACCUGCCCCAGCCGCCCAGCUACGCCGAGGUGAUCUACGACCCCAAAGAGCAGCCCAGCUAGAAGUGGAGCCGGGGCCGGGCUGGUUCCCACGAGCAGCAUCCGACCCUUGCCCGCAUGACAGACCUCUUCCCACCGCCGCCGGUGCCUCCCCCCCUCCCGGGAAUGCAUGCCACCCCUGUCCCCGGGGAGCACACUGGCACCUCUGCCUCGCUGCAUCGGGCACUGCUCCAGGCAUGGGUGGGUGCGGGGGGCGGAGGAGAGGCUGGAGACCCCACAGAUCCCAGUCCCCCAGUGCUGGGGACUCCCCCGAGCCCUCUCCGCUCCCAGAAGCAGCAGCUCUUUGGGUUUCUUUGCAGCUGGCUGCCCCUGAAGUCUAAGCAAGGUUCUGGCCCUGAGGACGUCGGCGCGGGGUCCUGCCUCCAUACUCCCGAAACUGUCCUCAGACGGCUCCCCACAUCCAGGGCUACAGCAUCCUUCUCCUGCUGCACUGCAGGCUGGGACACGCUGGUACCCCCUCCCGAAAGCCAGCAAGCACCCUGAAUUUGCCCCCUUCCCUGCCCAUCUCCUGCCCCUGCGCUAGGUCUCAAAGAGGGGCUCUUCGCCUGCUGGCUGCUUUGGAGAAGGGGCUUCUCGGGGGGUGUGUGUGCGCAUCUUGGGGCUUCACAGGGUGUUUCUGCCUGUAAAUACCCGGCUGGCUGCUGGGGUUCAUUCUUGUCGGCGUUUAGGACCUCCUAGAGGUCUGUUGGCCAUGUAGUAGGUAGCUUAUUGAGACCCUGACAUACGCCAGGAGCUGCGUGGGUAGCCAGACCAUCUACCUCGGCUUGUACCCCAUUGGCUUUAUUUUAUCUUUGACAUAAAUGCUCCAUCUGGG